Molecule: messenger RNA, 1910 nt
Organism: Chenopodium quinoa (quinoa)
Lineage: Eukaryota; Viridiplantae; Streptophyta; Magnoliopsida; Caryophyllales; Amaranthaceae
Product: D-xylose-proton symporter-like 2
Exons: 14
Coding region: 139-1650 (503 amino acids)
Biological process (GO): transmembrane transport
Cellular component (GO): membrane
Molecular function (GO): fructose transmembrane transporter activity
Source: RefSeq, a predicted model, not a curated record
UUUUCCCCCACAUGUCUAGAAUCUAGAAGACGCUUCUUAAAAAACAAAAAAGUAAAAAAUAAUAAAUUUAUACGGAGUAUAAAAAUGGCGCUUUUGCUAUUGAAGAGUUGAUCCAACCCAAAGCUUCUUGAGCUAAAUAUGGCUACCGCUACCUCCGAUCAUCAACAACCAUUUCUUUCUACUUUUAGAAAGACUUCAGAUGAAUUUAAUGGUGAUGCAGAACAUCAACCUCUCUCUAGUGGAGGUCAUCCUAAUGAGGAUUACUCCCUUAUUUCCUGCAUUUUACCCUUUUUAUUCCCAGCUCUUGGAGGACUACUUUUUGGAUAUGAUAUUGGUGCCACAUCAUCUGCCACAAUUUCAAUUCAGUCACCAACUCUGAGCGGAACUACGUGGUACGACUUAAGUUCUGUUGAUGUUGGCCUUAUUAGUAGUGGCUCAUUGUAUGGAGCCCUGAUUGGUUCUGUCCUGGCCUUUAAAAUUGCCGAUUUCAUUGGUAGGAGGAGAGAGUUGAUCAUAUCUGCUGCACUCUAUUUUGUUGGGGCUCUAAUUACAGCAAUAGGUCCCAACUUUGUGAUCAUGAUGAUAGGGCGCUUUAUUUUCGGCAUUGGUAUUGGACUGGCAAUGCAUGCUGCGCCAAUGUACAUUUCUGAGACUGCUCCAUCUCAUUUAAGAGGCCGAGUAAUCUCUCUGAAAGAGUUUUUUAUAAUUAUCGGCAUGGUUCUUGGUUAUGCCAUUGGGAGCCUUCUAGUGGAUGUCAUUGCUGGUUGGCGUUAUAUGUAUGGCUUGAGCUCUCCUAUAUCAGUUAUAAUGGCAAUUGGGAUGUGGUGGCUGCCAGAGUCUCCUAGAUGGCUACUUUUUUGUGCUAUACAAGGAAAAGGAAUCAUUCAGGAUUUAAGGGAGAAUGCCAUUCAUUGCAUGUGCCGUCUUAGAGGGCCAGCUGUCAGUGCUACAGCUUCGCAGCAAGUGGAUGAUAUCAUGGAUGAGCUUUCUCUUUCGGGUGAAUUGACUGACAUCUCUACAAUUGAGAUGUUUAGAGGAAAAUACUUGAAGGCACUAAUUAUUGGUUGCGGUUUAGUCUUAUUCCAACAGAUAACCGGUCAACCAAGUGUGCUGUACUAUGCUGCCUCUAUCUUUCAGAGUGCAGGAUUUUCUGCAGCAUCUGAUGCGACAAGGGUCUCAAUUCUGCUUGGCUUGGUUAAGCUGGUAAUGACUGGAGUUGCUGUUUUGUUUGUUGAUAAAUUUGGUAGAAGACCUUUACUACUUGGUGGUGUAUCUGGGAUGGUGAUCUCUUUAUUGUUUCUUGGAGCUUAUUACACAUUUCUUGGUGAUGCACCGGCUAUAGCUGUAAUUGGUCUCCUCCUUUAUGUUGGUUGUUAUCAGUUAUCGUUUGGUCCGAUUGGUUGGUUGUUGAUGUCAGAAAUUUUCCCUUUGCGCAUGAGAGGAAGAGGAGUGAGUUUAGCUGUGCUCGUGAAUUUUGGGGCUAAUGCUCUUGUUGCUUUUGCAUUUUCUCCCUUGAAGGAUCUCAUUGGAGCUGCAAAUUUGUUUUUUCUGUUUGGUGGCAUAACUUUCCUGUCUGUCAUAUUCAUAUUUUUUAUGAUACCGGAGACCAAGGGGAUGACUCUUGAGGAAAUUGAGGCCAAUCUGCUGUAACUUCUUUCAGCUAUUAGCACCUUUUAGUUGAAACUACCGUACAGCCGUACUGGUGAAUCUGUAAGAGCAGGUAGUGGCAUGCCCUUUUCAAUGGUGCAGCCUGCCCUUUUCAAUGAUACUUGUUGGUUGUGACAUAGGAUCAAAGUGUAAUACAUUCUUGUGCAUUCUGCAAUCCUAUAACUAGAUAUUGGUUGUACAUUUGUAGCAAAAAGUACAAUCAGAAUGACAUUUAACAAGCAGCACAGCUGGCUGCAUGAUCA